Messenger RNA from Pleuronectes platessa (European plaice), 2608 nucleotides. RefSeq names its product inhibitor of growth family, member 3 (gene ing3). The transcript has 12 exons. NCBI's taxonomy places the organism in Eukaryota, Metazoa, Chordata, Actinopteri, Pleuronectiformes, Pleuronectidae. Bases 116 to 1372 code for a protein of 418 amino acids. Gene Ontology annotation, cellular component: NuA4 histone acetyltransferase complex. The record is from RefSeq and is a predicted model, not a curated record. Gene Ontology annotation, biological process: regulation of DNA-templated transcription.
GCUGACGUCAGCAGGUGUGACCUCAGUGUUUUUCUCAUAGACGCAGCGGCUGCCGGCGCCAUAUUGGAAGAAAAGAAUUGUUUCAUAAAACGCGUGAAACGUCGGAUUUGGCACCAUGUUGUACCUGGAGGAUUACCUGGAGAUGAUCGAGCAGCUUCCCAUGGACCUUCGCGACAGGUUCACGGAAAUGAGGGAGAUGGACCUGCAGGUUCAGAACGCCACGGAUCAGCUGGAGCAGAAAGUGAUCGAGUUCUUUGUCAACGCAAAGAAGAACAAACCCGAGUGGAGAGAGGAACAGAUGGAGGUUAUUAAAAAGGAUUAUUACAAAGCUCUGGAAGACGCAGAUGAAAAAGUUCAGCUUGCCAAUCAGAUUUAUGAUCUGGUGGACCGUCAUCUGCGGAAACUGGACCAGGAACUGGCCAAGUUCAAGAUGGAGCUGGAGGCAGACAACGCCGGCAUCACCGAGAUCCUGGAGAGACGGUCGUUAGAGAUGGACAGUCCGUCUCAACCCGUCAACAACCAUCACGCCCACUCCCACACCACCACUGAGAAGAGGAAGUACAGCGCUCCGACUCAUCACACCACAGAGCACGUUCCAGAGAAGAAGUUCAAAUCUGAAGCUCUGCUGUCGACUCUCACGUCAGACGCUUCAAAAGAAAACACGCCAGGCUGUCGCACCAACAGCACGUCCGCCUCCACCAACAACGUGUACAGUGUGAACCCGUCUCAGCCGCCGGCCUCCUACAGCCUGAGCUCGCUGCCGGCCGGGCCGGGCGCCGGCGCCGGGGCCAUCACCAUGGCAGCCGCUCAGGCGGUUCAGGCAACAGCUCAGAUGAAGGAGGGCAGGAGGACGUCCAGUCUCAAAGCAAGUUACGAGGCCAUCAAGAACAACGACUUCCAGCUCAGCAGAGAGUUCUCUCUGUCCCGGGACAACACUGGAUACUCCUCCUCUGCUCUGGCCUCCACCCUCACCCAGACCCUCACCCCCACCGCUGCCUCCGACUCCAGGGGGCGCAAGUCCAAAAGCAGCAUCAAGUCUUCAAAUCAUCAGUCGUCUUCGUCGUCCUCCUCUUCCUCUCUGUCAUCGUGCUCGUCAUCAUCAGCGUUGGCCCAGGAGCUUUCCCAGCAGGCCUCAGCGCUACCUGAGGCCGAAGCCAACAGUCAGGUGGACUGGACCUACGACCCCAACGAGCCCCGAUACUGCAUCUGUAACCAGGUUUCUUAUGGAGAAAUGGUCGGCUGCGAUAACACAGAUUGUCCCAUCGAGUGGUUCCACUACGGCUGCGUCGGCCUGACGGAGGCGCCCAAGGGGAAGUGGUACUGUCCUCAGUGCACGGCCGCCAUGAAGAGGAGAGGCAGCCGCCACAAAUAGACUCACUGCUCUGUCCGCCAUGUUGGAUUUUAACCUUGUAACCACAUGCAGAACCAUAGAGGUCAGAGGUCAACGGGCUGCUCACACAGCGGCUCACUGAUUCAAGUCUUUGUGCCAACAAACGGAUCGAAGCCACAAGAAGGAAAAUAAAUCUAAUGACUCAAAAACUAAGAUCAUUUAUCUUUUAAGACCGGAUUUAUUCUCAGAUUUCCAAUUUAAUUAUCAAGAAUAAAUUUAAUCUGACGUGAUUAAUCAUUUGAUCAGAUGAAUCUAGGAUUCAUUUGAUCGUUUCAUGUCUGAGGCUACGUUUGGUUCCACAACAUGAAAGUUACAACUCCCCCUCCGUCCAGUCAACGACUCAUUAAGACGGUUUAACGACGGACAAACAGGAAACUUGACAUUUACAAUUAAAUGUUGAAAAGUAGAAAUAAUUGGCUGGACGAAGAGUUUCAUGUCUUCACCUGACGGAUGAAAUUCCGAAACUUUAUCUCGCAAUAUAUGAUCUCCAUGAUCAAUAUAUAGAUUUUGUUUAUGGGGCGGUUUUAGUUUGACUGAGGAUCCCACACACAGAUCACCUGGUCAGGAGGAAGGUCAGAGGUCAACCUUCCUGGAUCAGGUUGCACAUUUGGUUAGUCGAGAGGAGGAGGAGCCUUUUACCUUCUGUGAGAACUUUGUGAAUAUGAGAUCGAAACAGGAGCUCGGUUCUGAGAUUCAUCUAUAAAAAAAAAAGUCAUCUCUGUUUUUCCUGUGAUCUUAAAUUUAAAUUCAAAUAAGAUUUGAUAGAAUAAAGUCAGGAUUAGUAAAACUCUCUAAUCCAGAUUCAUAUUUAAUUAAUCCAGGUCUAGAUAUUUCACACUCCAAAUUCAGUUUCUCUCUAUUUUUAUGAAGUUAAAUAUAUUCAGAUUUAAUUAAACAAAUGUAAUAAUCCUGACUUUAUUUUAAUAAGAUUUGUUUUGUUCUAAUUUUAUUGACCGAAUUUCCGUCUUAGAUUUAGAUCUUUAACGUCCAGAUGUUGACGUGUCAGAUGUUUUUUAUCUGGGUGUAAUCUCCAGAUGUUCCUCCUCACGUGAAUCGACAGGAGCCUGAGUGACCUUCAGGACGUCGUGUCUGUGUGUGUCUGUGUGUGUCUGUGUGUGUCUGUGUGUGUCUGUGUGUGUGUUCAGUCGCUCUGCACUGAUGCCUGUUUCCACGGAUGUGUAAAGAAAAAGUCCAAUAAAAUGGUUGAUUUGUUUCUAA